Molecule: messenger RNA, 960 nt
Organism: Megalobrama amblycephala (Wuchang bream)
Lineage: Eukaryota; Metazoa; Chordata; Actinopteri; Cypriniformes; Xenocyprididae
Exons: 6
Coding region: 203-895 (230 amino acids)
Source: RefSeq, a predicted model, not a curated record
AUUACCAGUACCUAUGCGAUGCUCUAAGAUAUAAAGAUUACAAUUCAAUUUCCUUUGAAUUAACACGUCGUGUUUUUAUUAUCCUAAAUAAUAACAAUCAACUUUAAUAAAAUUAAAUAAUUUCUUGACGGCGUUUUUGUGUCAGAUUGGAAGAGACAGACUCAAUUACCUACAAUAAAAUCAACGGAGGAAUCGAUAUACAAUGGGACGCUGUUUUGUGCUCACUCUAUUUGUUUUGCUCGUCAAUGGUAUAUUUGGUGAUGAUGUGGUGACAGUGUCAGUGAUGGAGGGAGAUUCAGUCACUCUAAACACUGAUAUUACCAAAAGACAACAUGACAAGAUGCUGUGGUACUUUGAAGACACUCGCAUGGCUCUAAUCAAUGGACAUACCAAUACAAGCUGCUUAUAUGAUGGUGAAGACGGGAGAUUCAGAGACAGACUGAAGGUGGACUAUGAGAAUGGAUCUCUGACCAUCACAAACAUCAGACCUGAACACGCUGGACGUUAUGAAACAGAGCUCAUCAGGAGCGAAAGUUCAGGCAAAAGGCAAAGCUUAAACAGAAACCGAAGGUGUGACAGCACAAAAAUCACCAAAAAAACCAGCAGCACCACUGAUGACACCAUCAAAACAUUCAAUUUGAUAAUCAUGGCUUCUCAGUCUGAUGAAGUUGAAGUCAAUGAAGAAGUCAAUGAAGAACCCCAUAUGGAGAAGCACAAGUUUGACUCGAGUCAGACUUCAGCUGCUGUAGCAGGAAUAUGUGUUGCUGUGGUUCUGCUGGUGUUUUCAGCAGCUGUUGGUGUGAUUUACUAUCACCGCAGGAGAUCGAAAAAUGAUAAGGAGAAAAACAAGAACAAAGCUCAGGAGAAAGAAGAUCUUAACAGCAUCUUUGUAUAAUGAGAAAACAGUGUGUAUGUGAAGUUUUAGCUCAAAGAUAAAACUGCCACGCUUUGGGGUUGGGG